AUGGCUACGGAUGAGUUCCCAUACACUCUCUAUGUGGAGGGCCAGUGGGACUCACACACUCCCAAACUAAAAAACAAACUAAUCAUAUACUUCCAGAGUAAGAAAUCCGAUGGAGGCGACUGCGAGGUGGAAUAUAGUGUUUCUGGCGGACAGACAGCAACUGUUCGAUUCAAGUCAAAGGAAGUGAGGCAGCGGGUUCUGAACAAACAAACGCAUGAGCUCAAGAUUGGUCAAAAAACUGUGAAAAUGACUGUGAGUCUCCCGCCAUCAGAUGCCUCAGUUCCUCAGGAAUCAACUUCUUCGGUCAGCACAAUCGCAGCAGGUGAACCACAGAGUGAAGAAGAAAUAGAGGAGGAUGUUGAGCAAGUUGAAGAAACGGAAGAAGAUACAACCCCUAAAUCAGCUGUAAUCGAAAAUACCCAAAACUGUGGUCAAGAGUUUCUGACAAUGCUGGUGGAAAAUGUGCUGAAAGGAUCUUGUGCUGAGUCAAAGGACUUCGACACUGAAAUAAUACCAGAGAUUAACUGUGCCGUGGUGACAUUUUCUAAUAGCAAGUAUGCAGAAUAUUUCUUGGUAUCCUCUCCAAGCAAUGGAAUAAUUAAGAAGAAAAACAUGAAAGUCCGAUUGCUCGAGGUGACUUCAAAGGUGAAAGCCGAAGGCUUACCUCCAAACUCAAACUCUGACUUAGUCAUGCUCUAUUUUGACAAAUUUGCAGAAGUAGAGGAUGAUGGGGUAACGUUUGAAACGGAUCAAUCAGCAAUAAUAACUUUUAAAAAUCCUGAAGAUGUGCAAAAAGUCCUCGAAGAGCAACAUCAAAUUAAAAAACAGCCUUUCAGAGUACUGCCAUACUACGAAUCACUACAAACAGCUCUAUAUGGUAAAGACAGACCCAACCUGAGACUUCCAGAGACAUUUAUAGAGAAGGUUGAUAGAACUGUAUGUCACCACCUAAAGGAAAACAGGAAAUCCCUGGAUUCAAUCAAGCAAGCUAUGUCCAGUCAUUUUUGUGAGAUGGAUUUUCAGUCCUCAGCAGUUAACAUCAGUCCUUCUCGAUCCCUACUUAACAAUGGUGCAAAGACAAGAAAACUAAUUCAGACAUGGAGAGAAAACGCCCUUUCUGUGUUCUUAGAAUCAAUGUCUAAGUUUAAAUCCAACAAGCUCCACAUUCAUGAGGAUGCAUGGACAGAGAUACAAACUGAAAUUGAAAACGCAGUAGUGGGAGAGACUGUCACACUGGUUCCCUGUAUGGAUGAAGGAACGAUAGCUGUAGCUGGCCUUAAAGAAGAUGUGGACAGGAUUGAGGGAAUCCUAACAGAAACUGUUGAGAAAAUCAUGCAAAGAAUCCAAAGAGAGAAGGGCAGUGAGAUGGGUGACAUCAAUAUGACUCCAUCAGUUUAUAAUGUUGUUCUAUGUGAUGGUUUGGAGGAGCAACUUUGUGACAAAUUUCCAAAAAUGAACAUCACAUACCAUGUGCACAGCCAAAAGUUAACUUUCUUUGGUCUAAAACAUGAGGUGCUGGAAACAAAGAACGAAAUACUGCAGGCUGUUCUUAAUUUGAUUCGUAAACCAAUUGAGCUCCACCAAUCUGUUUUAGAUUUUCUGCACAAGAAUGAUCUAGAGGAAAUAACUAGAGAUAUGUUUUUCAGCAAAGGAAUCUAUGUAGCAUUAGAAGCUGAUGGCAAGAGAGUUUUGCUUGUUGGAAAAACACACAAGGCCUUGAAUGAAGGUGAGAAGCAAUUGCUGACAGAUCUGGGUCAUCUUAGCUUCAAUGUAGAAGAUCCCAGUGUUCUAGGAACAUCAGAUUGGCAUGACCUUGUCUCACGCAUAAAAAGCACAAAUGUUACAGUACAGACAGCUGUCGACCAGGUGGUGGUUUCUGGCUUUGUAGAUUCCAUCAACGAUGUUAAGCAAGAGUUAUAUAAUUUUGUUCAGGAAAACUCUCACUUUGAGAAAACUCUGAAAUCUCACAAGACUGUUGUCGCAUUCAUAAAGGAUCACAAAAAGCAGGAAUGGUUUGAAAAGGUGAAAGGUAAAGUGAAUGUGGACUUCAAAUGUGAAGACAUCGUGAUCAGUGGCUCAAGACUUUAUGUCUCUAAGUGUGUGCCUCUGUUUGAGGACUUGCUUGGAUCUGUGCAUCACUGCACCAUGAAAAUAGUUAAACCGGGGGCAAGGAAGUAUUUCAAGGAGAAAAAGUUCAUGUGGGUUGCAUAUGCCAAGACAAAUAUGAAUUGUUUGGUCCAGUUACUAGAUGAGUGUGACCACCCACGUGACAUAGUUCAAUCACGGUCAAUAAAGUCUAUUUAUGAAUAUAAGACGCAUGAAGGAAUGGAGAUUACAGUAAACAAAGCUGACAUGUGUUCAUUUCUAGUGGAUGCAGUAGUCGGUGCAUGCAAAUCGACCCUCCUACUUGAUGGAGGUUUGGCAAAGGCCCUCUCAGAUGCUGCUGGUCCUAAACUUCAGAAUGACUGCAACCAGAUUGUCAAACGUCGGAAGCUGACAACAGGUGAUGCUGUUCUCCUCGAUGCAGGAGGACAGCUAUGUUGCAAGCAUGUCAUUUUAGCAAUAGGACCACAUUAUAACCCUUCCAAUCCUCAGGAGUCCAUAAAGCUCCUGAAAAAAGCUGUGAAGAAGAGUCUGAAUUUGGCAGAUCAAGAAAGCUUCCAGUCAUUGGCAAUCCCAGCCAUUAGUUCUGGUGUAUUUGGUUUCCCACUGGACCUUUGUGCAGACACCAUUGUGAAAGCUAUAAAGGAGUUCUGUGAUUUUGUUGAGGGGAAUACGCUGAGUAAGAUUCACCUAGUUGACAAUAAUGAAAAGACAGUCCAAGCUUUAGAAGCUGCAGUAAAGAACGUUUAUGGGGUCAGUGCACGUACCCAUAGCGUGACAUCUGGAAGCAGUUCAAGCAACCAGCAGCAAAACCAAAACCAAGCAAGUUCAUCUCCAAGCCAACACCAGAUAGCUGCACACUUUCAAGGAGCAUCACAAAGUUUUCAGACAAAAGAAGGUUUAACCAUCACCCUUAUGAAAGGAAACAUUGAGGACACAACAAUGGACAUUGUUGUGAACACUCUCAGCAGUGACCUGAAUCUCAGCGUAGGCGCCAUUUCAAAUGCACUUUUCAAAGCAGCUGGUCCUCAGCUUCAGGUUCUGCUCAAUCAGCAAGUCACAGGUUCUGCCAAUAAUGGAGCAGUCUUUGAAACUGCCGGUGUAAACCUGAAGAACAAACUGGUGUUCCAUGCUGUUGUACCCCACUGGAAUCAGGGGCAAGGAAAUGAGCAAAAGGUGCUGGAGGAUAUCAUGGAUAAGUGUUUGGAUCUGGCAGAGCAGCGUCAGCAGAGCUCCAUUGUUUUCUCUGCCAUUGGCACAGGAAACCUGGGGUUUCCAAAGCCAUUGGUGGUCUGCACUAUGCUGGACUCUGCCUUCAAGUUCAGCAGUAACAGAAGUUCAAAGCAUGUGAAGGAAGUGGUAUUUGUUCUUCAUCCCAAAGAUACACAAACCAUUCAGGUAUUCACAGAUGAGUUUAGCAAAAGGUUUUUGGGUCAGUCUGCCUCAGCAAAUAACCCCACACAGCCACAGAGCACAGGCCCCUUCUCGAAGGUCAUAACGAAAUCUGGGAUUCAUGAGACUACAGUGGGAGGAGUAACGCUACAGGUCCUGAAUGGUGAUAUUACUUUAGAGAAAACUGAUGUCAUUGUGAACUCCAGCAAUAAAGAUUUUACAGCGAAAUCAGGUGUCUCAAAGGCUAUUUUGGAGAAGGCUGGUCCAAACAUAGAAACGGAGUGCCAGCAACUUGGGGCCCAGGCUAACAGUGGACUGAUAAUGACUCAAGGAGGGAAUUUGCAGUGUAAAAAGAUCAUCCACAUUGCAGCACACAGCGAUGCUAUAAGGAUCCAAAAACAUGUAAGAAAGGCUCUAGAAAUGUGUGCCAAGGAAAAGCUCACCUCCAUUGCAUUCCCAGCUAUUGGAACAGGACAAGCAGGGUUGUCUCCGGGUCAAGUAGCUGACUCCAUGUUGGAUGGCAUGGUGGACAUGAUAAGAAAAAAUCCCCAGUCCACUCUGAAGCUGAUCAGACUGGUGGUGUUCCAGGCCCAGAUGCUCCCUGAAUUCCACAAAAGCAUGCAGAAUCGAGAAACUGGACCUGCCAAACAAGACCAGAGUACCUGGUCAAAAAUCAAAACAUAUGCUGCUAGUGUUAAAUCCUUCUUCACUGGAUCCUGGGAGAAAGAAAUAAAACAACAUGGUGGCAAAGACUUUGUCAUUGAAGGUGUGCAAGUAGAUCCAGUGUUUUUCUCUAUCUGUGGCCCAUCACAAGCAGAAGUGGACAAAACAAAGCAUUUCUUAGAGGAUACAAUCGAUUGUGAACAAGUGUUCCAGUCCAUCACAGACACAGCAAUACUUACCCUAUCAGAUAAAGACCAACAGCGAAUACAGGACCUGCAAAGCACUAUAGAUGUGACCAUAAGGCUUGAAUACAAAGCCCAUACAGGUUCAGAAGAAAUCCCUGGAAAAGCCACACUAACAGUACAAGGUCUCAGUCGAGAUGUUCUAAAAGCCACUCAGGAAAUCCAAGACAUGCUCAAAACAGCCAAAGAUGAUGCCAUACUAAAAAAGGAAAUGGAUUACACAAGUGAGCUUGUUGAUUGGCAGUAUGAGCAAGGUGGCCAAUAUAGGAGUUUUGAUCAACGUACUAAUUUCGAUUUAGAGAAGGCCCUUGACAGAAAAGCAGACAUCAGAAUUUCCUUCCAAGGCCAAACUUAUCAGGUCAGACUGCCUGAGGGUCCUGCGGUGAGCACCACUGGUGGAAACCAGAUGAAUAUCAGACGCAUUGACAGAUUGAAAGCUACUGAAGAUAUUCCACAGCAUUGGGAUGCAAUGGCACCUAACGAGUUGCACAGAAAGUUUAAUUUGCAACCUACCAGCACAGAAUACAUAUAUGUAUUGAAGCACUUCCAGGCCACUUGUCCUAACAAAAAAGUCUUGAAGAUUGAGCGAAUCCAGAAUCCUGGCAUGUGGAGGAACUACCAGAAUAACAAAAAUGUCAUGGAAAAAAAGAAUGGUCAUCAAAACAAUGAGAAAAGACUCUUUCAUGGAACCAGUGAGCAGACUCUCGGUCACAUUGAAAGGAGUGGAUUUAAUCGUAGCUAUGCAGGAAAAAAUGCUGCAGCUUAUGGAAAUGGCACUUACUUUGCACUUAAUGCAAGCUACUCUUCUAGCGACACAUACUCAGUGCCUAAUACUCAGGGACAAAAAUACAUGUACUUCUGCAGAGUCCUUACAGGUGACUACACAAAAGGACAAACAGGGAUGAUUGUGCCACCUGCAAAAAAUCCUAACUGUGACCAGUACGACACGGUUGUGGACAAUUCUAAUGCACCGACCAUUUUUGUGGUGUUCCGGGAUGAUAAUGCAUAUCCUGAAUAUUUAAUCACUUUCACAAAUUAGUCUCUGAAAAUAAAUCAUUUUUCACAGUGAGGCAGAGGGCUUGAUCACAUCAGAUACAAUCAGGGAGAUGAAGCUACCAUAAUGUGUCUUAUUGAAUCAUUAAAAUUUAAACCAGCUUUAAUUAUGGAACCUAAAUGUGCUUUAAUUAAUUCAUUUUCAGUACUUUCUAUGGUAAAGUUAACGAAAUUAUGUCUUGUUAAAGGGAUAGUUCCCCUUCAAUUGCUGGUCCUCAUCGACAUUGUUUUCCUUCCAUACUAUGGAUGUCAAUGGGGGUCAGCAAAUGAAGUGAACUAUCCCUUUAAUUCUGGAGAUAGUUUCACUAAUUUGCACAAAUAACACAAUCUUCAGGAACAUGUAAACAAACUACACUGCAAAUAAAGAUCACAGAAAACUUGA
Carassius gibelio (silver crucian carp) is the source of this 5835-nucleotide messenger RNA. Its product is annotated as protein mono-ADP-ribosyltransferase PARP14. Gene Ontology annotation, molecular function: NAD+ poly-ADP-ribosyltransferase activity; transcription corepressor activity; nucleic acid binding. NCBI's taxonomy places the organism in Eukaryota, Metazoa, Chordata, Actinopteri, Cypriniformes, Cyprinidae. The coding region runs from base 1 to 5439 and encodes 1812 amino acids. The transcript has 17 exons. The record is from RefSeq and is a predicted model, not a curated record. Gene Ontology annotation, biological process: negative regulation of gene expression. Gene Ontology annotation, cellular component: nucleus; cytoplasm.